Molecule: messenger RNA, 5169 nt
Organism: Apus apus (common swift)
Lineage: Eukaryota; Metazoa; Chordata; Aves; Apodiformes; Apodidae
Gene: SLC25A51
Product: solute carrier family 25 member 51
Exons: 2
Coding region: 2602-3474 (290 amino acids)
Source: RefSeq, a predicted model, not a curated record
AACGCCCUCUCCUUAGUAUCUUUCUCUUGUGUUUUGGUGACCUGGUGGGUCAUACCAGCAUUUUGAAGGCCAUGGUCGUUCAGACAGGUGAAUGGGUUGAAAUCCUUCUUUAGAAGCAGUUCAGGUGUACGCCACAAGGUGGUGACAGUGGCAGGGCCUGAGGGACAGACCUUGGGUCAGAAAGGGUGGCACGCACCCUCUGGGUACCCUCUGGCUCAGAGACCUGAGGUCAGCUCCUGGGCUGAGGGAGCUCCCGUGUUUCAAGGGAAUGUGGCAGCAGCUGCAGGGGCUUGUGUGCACAGGCUGUGCCCGUGAUCCAGAGCUGCUUUUCCUUGCUGGGAGCUGUUUCUUUUUGCUUAAAUUCUAACACAGUGCCUUCUGGGCUUUAGUACCUGGAGGUGUCAGAGGUCUUGCCAGCCCUGUGUGGAAGCACAGAUCCUGUCACAGGCACCUCUGCAGGGACUUGCUGUCCUGUCUCCUGCAAGGUCCUGACCUGGAAGUGUGACGAUCUCUGCAGUCUCCCUGCACCCCACUGUUUGGGUCUGGUGGAUACACCAGAAGGAGCACAUAGCUUCUGAAACCACUCUAAAGGUCUCUUUUUGGUUUUUUUAAUUGUUUAUUCUUUUUAUUUAUUUAUAAUGAGUUUCUUUUGAGGGAAAACACAUUUUGGGCACAUGCAGCUGCCACCUACAUAAGUGACUGAUUGUCAGAGGCAUUCUGAAUAAUUUCCUGAUCAGUGUUGUCUCUGGUGAGGCUUGUCCUCAUGUAGUGUUAGCUGGGGUGGUGUGAGCCACUGUCUCCUCUCUAGUGUAUGCAGGUAAAGCUGCGGUAAUCUGAAUAAUGCCCAAACUGGUGUGUAUUUGAAGUGGUGUAUGAGCCACCUAACACAAAUCUGUGUCUGAUGUUACUGCUCGAGUUGACAGAGACACUUUUUAAAUUAUUUAGAUGUUAUUUUCAUUUGCCAGACCUUAAAGGAGCAAGUCACAUGUAACUGAAGGGGAAAAGCCAAUCCAGGUGUACACGUGCUCUGUUUUAAAAUGAGUUCUGCAGUUGGUCAGAGCAAUCCAGGUUGUUCCUGUGCAGCCUCUGCCACGUGCCCGUCCCAGCCCGCAGAGGUGCCUCAGGGUGUGGUUCCUGGUGCCAGGCAGGGGGGGUUGGCCCCAAACACACGUUUGAAAUAAUGGAAAUCUCACACAUGUUGCUGGCAAGGAGUGUCUGAGGUUCACAAGCCCCCACCAGCCUCAGUUGCUUGUUACUGACCUAACUUGAACUGUGCUGUAAUGGAAGUCAGGAUUCAGGUCAGUUGCAAAAACAGCUGUUUGUAGUUGUUGAGUAACUAAUCCUGUUGUAAAUGGUGAGCACUUGUUGUCUGAUAAUGAUUACUUCAGUGCUUAUCUGCUUCAUCUGGCAGAACUGUCUGUGUGUACAUGUCCUUCAGGACCUCAGAUCUAUCCAAGCUCAUCAAAGUCUUACUAAACUUCUAAACAUAGCAUUAAAUUAAGUGUGGGCUCAAGAUACUUUCUCUACAGAUGAGACUGCACAUUAAUUAACUGUUUCAGAAAUUUUCAAGAUUGUCUCAGAAGUGAUCUUGUAGUUGAGUGCUGAGAUUACAGUUGUGUACUAGUUUUGGCUGGGAUAGAGUUACUUUUCCUCACAUCAGGCAGUGUUGGGCCAUUGUUGGGUUUCUGAUGUAAAGGUUGGUGCCCUAGGGGGUGUUGGUCCCUUGCACAGCCCCAGAGCAGCUCUGCUCCUCACCCUGCCCACCAGCGAGCAGGUGGGGGGGGCACAGGUGACCCCAGGGACACUUUGUACCCUGUGACACCCAGCAGAGCAGUGGAACUGAGGGGGGGGCUGGCAGGGGAUUCAGGGGCUGGAUGGACAUCAGGUGGCUGAUGGUGAGCAAGUGUUUUAAUCUGCAUCACUUCUCUGUCUUGGUUUUAUUUUCCCCUCUCUCUCUCUCUUUGUUGGUCUUUUCCCCUUACAAAGGAUUUAAAAAAAAAUUAUUUUUAACUAUUUUUAUCUCAACCCACGACUUUCUUCCUUCUAUGCUCCUGGUUCUCCCCAUCGUCCCCCCAGGGCAGCAGGGAGAGGCUCAGUUGCUGGCCAGGUUAAACCACAACAAAUUGUUAUUUAAAUUUUCUGUUGUUUUCUGCCUCAGGGAAAGGCAGAGUGGAAUGAUCAGAACCUGUAACACAACUGCAUGUGUUCUAUUUAUUGUAUUGUUUCUUUUUUCCUUAGAAGCUCUUCUGUCCCCACCAGCACCAUCAGGUGAUGUGGUUUUUGUUAGUAUGCGAGGAGACCUUUCCCUGCUGGAAUUCCCCGUUGGAAUUCCUUGGCACAAGUGGGGAAGGCUGCUGUGGGAGCUUCCUCUUGUCAGCUGCUGCAUAACACUGCAGGAGUUCCUAUCUCAAUUUCCUGUCCAGUUUAUUUCUGUUUUAAUUUGAACAUGUACAGAGAGGAAAACUGCCACUUUUUCAGGUCUCAGACUUCAGGAGAACCCAGAGCCACACUCCCAAGACCUGGUGGCUUUUCUCCUUCAGAUGUUUGGGUGUUGCUCAGGGAAGGAGAACUGAGGGACACUGCAGUGAGAAAACCAGCGUGAUGGCUUCAGAAGGCUCAGCUCCAGCAAAUCCAAAGGAAUACCCCAGCAGGGACAGGAGGGCUGCCUCUGGGAAGCACUAUCUCUGUGGAUACUGUGCUGCCUUCACCAACAUUGCCGUCACCUUCCCCAUCCAGAAGGUGCUGUUCCGCCAGCAGCUCUAUGGCCUGAAGACCAAGGAUGCAGUGCACCAGCUGCAGCAGGAUGGGAUCCGGAACCUCUACCGGGGCAUCCUGCCUCCCCUGAUGCAGAAGACCACCACACUGGCCCUGAUGUUUGGCCUCUAUGAGGAUUUCUCCUCCCUGCUCUACAGCCACACGAGCGCCCCAGAGCUCCUCACGCGCAGCAUGGCCGCUGUGCUGGCUGGGACCACAGAAGCUGUUCUCACGCCUUUUGAGCGAGUUCAGACUUUGCUUCAGGACUACAAACACCAUGACAAAUUUACAAACACUUACCAGGCAUUCAAGGUGCUGAAAGCCUAUGGGAUGAGAGAAUAUUACCGGGGAUUGGUGCCUAUUCUGCUCCGAAAUGGACCCAGUAACGCCCUCUUCUUUGGGCUGCGGGGACCUAUCAAGCAGUGUCUGCCUGAAGCAACCUCCUACAGCACCCAUUUGAUCAACGACUUCAUCUGUGGAGGGCUGCUGGGUGCCAUGCUGGGAUUCUUGUUUUUCCCAGUGAACGUCGUAAAAACUCGCAUGCAAGCUCAAAUUGGUGGUGAAUUUCAGUCCUUCUCAAAAGUCUUUGCUAAGAUCUGGCUGGAACGUGAUAGGAAACUGAUCCACCUUUUCAGAGGAGCCCAUCUGAAUUACCAUCGUUCCGUCCUGUCCUGGGGCAUCAUAAAUGCCACCUACGAGUUCUUGCUCAAGCUGCUGUGAAAAUCACCCUCUCCCUUCAGCUCUUCUGCUCGCUGGAGUGUUGGCUCAUGUGCUGUGUCACUGAGCCCCAGGGAACAGUGCCUGCCUAGUGUGAAAGGUAACUAGCCUUGGCCUUCAAUAUUUAUGGGGUGAAUGGUGAUGCAUCUAGAUCAUGGUGCAAUUAAGACGAACUUUUAAAAGUAUUUAUUUGCUGGCAGGUGAAUUUACUCAUAAUGGAGCUUUUGCAGACAAAUACAAGAUCUGAAAAAAAGAAUGAAAAAAGACUUAUGUUGGUCCAGCAGCUUCUUCUCUAUCACUCCCAAAAAUUCUUAACGCUCCACUGUUCAAAUUGUAGAACAUGAAAAUCAAGGAGGAGCUGAUGAGAAUUUAAUCCCUUGCCUGAUAAACUUCGGAAUCUUAAGAACUGCAUUUUCAAAUGUUUAGGGUCCUAAGUACACUCUGUCACUUCAAGCCAAAAGGACAGAUCCAGGUGAGGGUGACUGAAGUUUAGAACUUCAAGCUAAAACAAAGCCUGCCCAAACUCUUCUGCCAGCCCUGGAUGCUGGGCUUUGAGGUGGACACUCCUCAUCAGGGGGUGUCUGACCUCAGUGUGAGCUGCCUGCAGCUCAUGGGGGAUAUCUCUGUGUGUGUGUGUGUGUGUGUGUGCGCCUUCCUGUGGAAAAGGGAAAGGUGGAAGGAACGAGACUACAAAGUUACUCAAGCUUUAAAGUGUCCUUCCUUCUUAUACCUUCUUGUAAACAUGGAGUUUUGUUCUGCCUUCUCUCUUCUUGCAUUGCUGCUUUUCCUGUGUCUCACAGCGCUGGGUCAGACAGGAGUGGCCCUUCCUGUAGUGCUUGUGGAAUGGUUCAGCUUCCUGCAGCUGUGGGAGCAGGUCACAAACACAGCUCUUCUGUGCUGAUGUGUCUUCUCUUUUGCAAAUUACUUCUCUUGCUGCGAAAUAAUCGAUCACAGGAUAUCCCUACCUGGAACUUAAAAGAGUUCUGUGUGGUUGGCAGUUCUGUCAACAGAAUUGCAGAGCUGCGCUGGCUGGGUGGGGUUUCUGGGUGGUUAUCCACUUCAGUGGAGGUCUAAGCAUAGCAAGGGUGACAGCCAAAGAUGACCUCCUUAGCUGGGUAGGAAAGGUACAGCAUUUGGGGACAUGUUUGAGGACUUCUGUAGGUGUGUAUUGAAAAAGAAUUGAAGAAAUAACAAGCAUUGUGUGUCUUACAGACUUGAGUGUUGAGAGGUAAAAGACUUCAGGCCUUAGAGAAAAAGACAAAAGAGCGAAGCAUGGCCAUAAACCAGGUGAGGGUCUCAACAAAAAGCAUUUGCUUCUCUCUGGGGGACUUGAUUUUAUGAAACCACAUAUAUAAAACAAAAUAUUUUGGAUUAUGAGGGGCAGGAAAGCUUUCAGAAACUGGUCUGAAUUGGUCUUCUCACAAGCUUUAGAGUGGCUAUUAUGUUUUUUGAGUUUUCCAUUUGUUAAACUGUCCUCAAAUACUGAUUCUAAUGAGUGUGUUACAAUCACAAUACAGUCCCUAGCUUCACAGUCAAAACUGGCCAGGCACCCUUGAGUAUUCUCGUAUCUGAAUGUUGUGAUUAUCUGCAUUUAAAUAAAAAGUUUACUGAAUGUUUGUUACUGGCAGAAUCUGAUUUUUACCAGUGUACUGUUUUUUUGUAAUCAGUCCUUGAUGGAAUAAAAAUUUGCAUCCUGUC